AUGUCAUCUCUCGAGAGGCUGCCUCCCGGCACGCAGCGCAUCGAAGAUUCGGCAGGACAGAACAUCUUGCUUGCGCCUCAACCAAAUGCAGACCCUAACAUGCCCUUGAACUGGAGCAAGCUCCGAAAGAGCGUUCACAUGGUCAUUCUCUGCUUCUAUGCAUUGAUGGUGUUUGCGACGCUUUGUGUCUCGGUACCUCUAUGGCAGAUCUUCAAUGAAGAGCUAGGGAUCAGCUAUCCCGACCUCAACAACACCUAUGCUACCAAUAUGGCGGCCCUUUCCGUCGGGUGUCUCAUUUUCAUCCCAUUCGCACUUCGAUUCGGAAGACGGCCGAUCUAUAUCAUCACCACGCUUAUCAUGUUGGCUUCUGCAAUCUGGCAGGCCAAGAUGAAAACCUUGGGAGAUAUGAUUGGUACCAAUCUCAUCAUGGGCAUCGCGGGUGCUGUCAACGAAGCCCUUUUCCAGGUCACCGUUGCCGAUUUGUUUUUCGUCCACCAGCGUGGAACCAUGAAUGGUAUCUACCUCACACUCGUCAUUAUCGGCAAUUAUUUCGGUCCUGUCGCCGCCGGCUAUGUCGCGGUUUCGUCUCAAGGCUGGAGAUGGGUCUUUUGGUGGUGUACCAUCUUCCUUACCAUCUGCAGUGUUGCCAUGGUGUGCUGCCUCGAAGAGACUAAAUACAUUCCCAAAGUUAUUGAAGGACACGACGUGGCACCCCCAACCCAGGACGACAACGAGCUCUCGAAAGUCAACAGCGUGACCAAAGCGCCUGUUCGUGGCUCCAUUUCCGUGGAUGCGACCGAAGCGGCCAACAACGAGCGUCGACGUCUCGUUGAAAUCGAUCAUUCCAUCCCCAUGGACUCGUACAAGAAACGCCUCGCCUUUUACAGCCUGGACAAGCAGACUACCUCGGAGAAGCGAAGCGUGUGGAUGCACGUCUACCAGCCGUUCCAGAUUUUGGUCACGUUCCCUGCCGUCAUGUUCACCGCGCUCCAGUACGGUUUCCUGAUCGCCAUGUUGGCCGUGUUGGCCGUGACCCAGGCGAGUUUGUAUCCUUUCGAGCCGUACAAUUUCAGCGCUGCCGGCGUUGGUAACAUGAACAUCCCACCGGCGAUUGGUGCUAUCAUCGGUUCGGUCUUUGGUGGUCCAUUGAACGACUGGUUUAUUGUCCAGGUUGCUAAGCGAAGAGGCGGUAUCUAUGAACCAGAGACAAGAUUGUGGCUGUUUUUGGUCCCUGGUGUUUGCUUGCCCAUUGGAUUGUUCAUGUAUGGCUUGACUAUUUCAAAGGGUAUGGCAUGGCAGAUCAACGCUGUAGGUGCCGGCUUCAUCGGUGCCGCCAUCGGUGGCUGUGGUGAUAUUUCCUUGACUUACUGCCAGGAUUGUUAUCAAUUCAUUCUCGGUGACGCACUGACAUCCGUGGUAUUUGUGCGCAACAUCAUCUCCACGAUAUUGGUCUUUGCCAUCACGCCCUGGAUGGAGGGCAUGGGCGUUUACAACAUGUUUGUGUUGCUCGGCUGUCUCGGUGUCGCUGUGGCCUUGACAUGUGUGCCGCUUAUUAUAUGGGGCAGGAAGUGGAGAGCGAAGCUGGCACCCAAAUAUGAAUAUUAUGCUGCUAAGCAGUGGUGA
This is a messenger RNA of Exophiala bonariae, 1623 nucleotides long. RefSeq lists its product as uncharacterized. The record is from RefSeq and is a predicted model, not a curated record. Gene Ontology annotation, biological process: transmembrane transport. The coding region runs from base 1 to 1623 and encodes 540 amino acids. The transcript has 6 exons. Lineage: Eukaryota; Fungi; Ascomycota; Eurotiomycetes; Chaetothyriales; Herpotrichiellaceae. Gene Ontology annotation, cellular component: plasma membrane. Gene Ontology annotation, molecular function: transmembrane transporter activity.